Messenger RNA from Myripristis murdjan (pinecone soldierfish), 2920 nucleotides. Its product is annotated as nuclear GTPase SLIP-GC-like. The record is from RefSeq and is a predicted model, not a curated record. The transcript is spliced from 24 exons. Gene Ontology annotation, molecular function: GTPase activity. Lineage: Eukaryota; Metazoa; Chordata; Actinopteri; Holocentriformes; Holocentridae. The coding region runs from base 110 to 2920 and encodes 936 amino acids.
ACAGGAAGUAGCAGCAGAGCAGAAGGCGCGAACAGAGAUCAGCUCCUCUUCACUCCAGCAGAGAAGAACAAGAUUUAUCUUCUUGCACCCCCCCACUCAAACCAGGAGAAUGUCUGACUUUGUCCAGGACAAAUCAAAGGCUGGGCCGUCCAGCAGGGACUGCAGGACUCCACCAGAGAAGGAUAAAGGGAAGAGGAAGUCUGCUCGAUCUGAUCAACCUGAUCAAACUGAGUUAGCCAAAAAGAAAUCAAGAACGAGUGAACAAUCCUGUGACGCAGCGAUGGGAACAGGUGCAGUGCUGACUGAGGUGAAAAAGACCAUGAGAGAGGUCGGUGACAGACUGGAUGAGCAGGUGAACACGGAGCUCAAGGCCUUUCUGAGGGAUGAAAUUAACGAUUUGGAAAAAGGCAGAAAGGAGACAGUGGGCAUCUUUGGUAAAACAGGGGCUGGAAAAAGCUCCCUGAUCAAUACCAUCAUUGGAGAGAAGGACCUGUUGCCCACUGGGAGCAUGACUGCCUGCACCUCAGUCGUGACGAAGGUGGAGGCCAAUAUGAGCAGCUGCAAGUAUGAGGCAGAGAUUGAGUUCAUUACCAAAAAGGAAUGGGACGAUGAGUUAUGGUUCUUAUUAAUGAAUAAUAAUCCAGAGGAUCCAGAUGAGGAAGACAAUAAUGAUGCCGUUGAUGAUGAUUGUGAUGACCAUGAGGAUGAUGAUGAUGGUGGUGAUGAUGGUGAUGAUGGAAAGAUCUUAGCACUGUAUGGAAAAGACAUUAGGAAAACCCUUGAAGAACUCAUGGAUGUCAAGCAUUUCAGAGAAAUCCCAGAAUUUCUCAGAUCUACAAAGAAGGAAUUGAAAAGUGACACAGCCGCCGAUCUAUCUGCUCGACUCAAAAGGUUCACAAGACAUGACGAGGACAACGAGGAAGGAGGACAGUACUGGCCUCUCGUCAAGUGUGUGACCAUCAAGGUGCCAAGAAGACCAGGUGUCCCCGAUCUUCUUGAGCACGUCACACUUAUGGAUCUUCCUGGAACUGGAGAUCGUAACCAACACAGAAAUAAAAUGUGGAAAGAGUUUGUCGGCAGCUGUUCCACUGUGUGGAUUAUGGCCGAGAUGAAUCGUGUCAUGGCGGAGACCGAGGCCUGGGACAUCCUGAGCAACACCGCCAACCUCAUGGGAAACGGUGGAGAGUGUCAACGCAUCGUCUUCAUCUGCACUAAGUCUGAUGACACAGGGAUGUCAAAGCGUUCUACAGAGGAAAAACGUGAAGACAUCUUCAAAAGAAACAAGCGAGCCAAAGAAAAAGUGAUGAAAGAAUUCAAGAAACAAGAGCACAUUAAGAAACAUCUCAGCGACGACAGUGAUGACUUUUUCCAAGUGUUCACAGUGAGCUCCAAAGAGUUUGAGAAAGCGGACUGUCUACAGAAAGCUGAGACUGAACUGCCCAAACUGCAGGAGUUUCUGCAAAGUCUUAACGACCAUCAAUCGAAGACAUCAAACUAUGUCUCUGGAGCUUAUGGGAUCCUCUCUCUGAUUCAGGGAGCCAAACGGGGAGAAAUGGCUCACCACAAACGAGAGGUGUGCAGACUCCUGGAACAAACAAGAACAGCACAAGUUCAGAAAAUGUGUCGAUCCAUGGAAGAAGCUUAUGAGGGUUUAGAGACCUGUCUGAGUCAGGGAGUUCAGAAAUCUCAACAAUCCUAUGAAAAAGACAUGAAAAAGGCCAUCUUAGAUAAUAAAGGGAACAGGGCCAAAGGAUUUCACAAGAAGCUGAAGUCUUUAGUUGGGAACGGUGGCAUCUACAAACCAGUGAAUAAGAGAAAGCAGACAAUAAACAUCAACGAGAUCUUAGCUUCACACAUGAAAAACUGCAUUGACAGGAAGUUCAAGGAGAUUUUCCCGAACGUCAGGAGCCACGGAGCCUUCAAAGGAGCCAUCAGUAAGUUCACUCUGCACACAGAGCGCCUGGCGGACAGGUACAAGGACGUCUCGCUGCACCUGAGAUUUCUAAAGUCAGAGGAAGAAAAACUGAAGAUGGAACUGAAUGAUGGCAUCAGAGAGCGUAAGAAAGAAAUCUACAACUCUCUGGAGGAGUCCAUCAGGACGUCCAUGCAGCCGUGCUACGACGAUGCAGCGCGACACAGCGGGAUAGGCUCCCUGCGAAGGAUGAGGGACACGAUUCAGACCCACCUGCAAGCCUCCAACGGCCGCAUGUUCAACGAGGCGAAGGAGGAUAUGCUGCGCCACCUGAGGAGCCUGAUGGACUGGAUCCAGGAGACAGUGGAGGACAAACUGGAGAUAUCUAUGAUGCUGUCGCUCAGGACAGAUGAUACCUGCAUACCAGAUGUCUCCGACGAGUACGACAAGGUGAGGCGAUUCCACGAAGCGCUAACAGGACGUCCUGGGACAGGAGCGCCGCGGGACAGUGUUGAACCAGUCGGCCCGGGAGCUGCAGGUGGAAUCCGCUCUGUGACACCAGCACAGGAAUCCUCGGUGACGACUGGAGACAGUGGCCAGAGAGAGCGCGACUCCGUGGCUCCCCCUGCAGCUGCAGCUCCUCGGCCCCGGGCGGAUCAGACUCCGCCUCCGCCUGCGGACAAGAAGCUGUACGACGCUCGGAUUGGCUUCAUCAACCGAGUGUCCGAACCGGUUCUAGAUGCUCUGCUGGAUGAACUCCUGCACCUGAAGAUUAUAAACAAAGGAGAAAUGGACGCGAGAGCUGGAGCUCCUCUGAAGCAGGAAGCUCAGCCAGCUUGCUGCUUCCUGUUCCAGCAGCAGGCUGGAGUGCGGGGAGGGAGUCGACCACAAGCAAAGGGACAGGAAGAGGGGGAGAAGGGGGAGGAGGAGGAGCCCGACACCCUGCUGCCUCAGCCCCCUGACCGCUCAGCACACUCCUCUGAUCAGAAAAACUUAAAAGAAAAUUAA